Asparagus officinalis (garden asparagus) is the source of this 867-nucleotide messenger RNA. RefSeq lists its product as uncharacterized. The record is from RefSeq and is a predicted model, not a curated record. Lineage: Eukaryota; Viridiplantae; Streptophyta; Magnoliopsida; Asparagales; Asparagaceae. The coding region runs from base 1 to 867 and encodes 288 amino acids. The transcript has 5 exons.
AUGGGAGAAGAAGUUGGUGAAAGCAGCAAGGUGAUGACGAGUAUAGUUCAAGUUGCACUUCAUAAUACAAAGAUUAGUGUUGUGAAGUAUGACGGUAAAAUCAACUUUGGUUUGUGGAUGAGUAAUGUGCAAGAUGCACUGAAUGCUCAAAAAUUGGAAGAGACCAUCAUGGUCCAUGAGAGCUCAUCGAAGUAUGAUGAGGUGAUAUGGGACAAGAUGAAUCAGAACGCUUGUGGGGGUUUAACAUCUCUGAGUUCACCUUGGACUGCAGCCAUGAGUGAAAAUAGGGGCGUCACAGAUAGAGCUUUGGAGACAAAGAGAUUCAAUGUGACUUUUGAGAAUGCUGUAGCAAAAUUUACUAAGGGAUCUUUAGUAGUGAUGAAUGGAGUCCGCAGUAGGAAUCUUUAUUAUCUGAAGGAGAACACCGAGAUUGACCAGUAUGGUUUGGAAUUGGAUCAAUUGAAUGUGAAAACAACAUUUCUUUAUGGCGAUCUUGAUGAGAAAAUCUAUAUGACUCAGUCAUUGGGGUUUCGGGCUGUAGGGAAGGAGAAAUUGGUUUGUAUGCUAAAGAAAUCACUAUACGGAUUGAAGCAAUCUCCGCGACAGUGGUAUAAGCAAUUUGAUGGGUUUAUGCUUGGUCAUUCAUUCGUGAUAGAUAGAUUAAAGAUUCAGCUUUCGAGUGAGUUUGAGACUAAGGAUUUGGGAGAAGCGAUGCACAUUUUAGGGAUGGAGAUCGGCAAAGAUAGAGAUAAUGACAUAAUUUGUUUGACACAAGUGGCUUAUUUGAAGAAGGUCCUACAACGGUUUAAUGUGAGUAUGGAGAUGAAGAUAGUUAGUGUACCUUUGGGAGUCCAUUUGAAGUUUUAA